Paramuricea clavata is the source of this 2127-nucleotide messenger RNA. NCBI's taxonomy places the organism in Eukaryota, Metazoa, Cnidaria, Anthozoa, Malacalcyonacea, Plexauridae. The record is from the annotation of a GenBank genome assembly.
CCAGUUCAUAGUUCUCAAUAAUUUUAGUUCAAGACAUUAUUUUAUUUACUAGGUUCGUGUUCUGCCUCAAGCAAACUCUCGGGAUGUUCGUUCGACUCGGACUCGUGUGAUUUUGUGGACGUUCCAUUUGAUGAUGAUCACGAUUUUGUUUUGAAAUCAAGUGGUGGACAAGAUGGCAACGGUAUGACAUAACGGUUGUUGUAAAACAACUAGUGCUUAAACCAUAGCCUAUCGAAGGGAAGAUGGCUACUCAUUAUCUAUGUUAGUCAACGUUUAUUCAUAAAUAUGGUCCUUCACCGUCACGUGUAUAUUGUAUUUUUGCCAAAUCUACCAAUAGCAAUUUCCAAUUUACCAUAUUGUUCGAGUCACGGAUAGGUAACCUCUCUAAAACAUUGCUAUUGGUUAGUUUUGUAUAUAUGUUUGUAUUACAUGCGAAAAUUGUUACCACUUUCGGCUCAAAAAAAUGGUAACAAUUUCUGCACGUAAUACAAACAUAUUGACAAAAUAUGCAAACUUCGCAAGGUUAUAUUUUCCAUAUUUUACAACAUUUCACAACCAAAUUUUGGUCUAACAUGCAAGUUGCCUAUAUACAGUAUAGCCAUUCCUCUUGUAUCAAGCUACUUCUUCUCCUGAAACUACUGUAGGUUAUAUGUCAUCGUCGGGAAGAGGAAAUGCUGAUCUCAUUGUGCCACUGGAGCUACUUGUUCCUCAUAAUGGCGAUCUUGGAAAUAUGUGCAUGGAAUUCUAUUACAGAAUACGAGGGUAAGCUUGUUUCAUUUUGUGGAAUUAUUUGGUUAGGUUUUCUAGAACUGUUUGUCUAACUUAGAAUAGAAUGAUAGUGGAAUAGGAUGGAACGGAAUGGAAUUUAAUUAGCCUUUCUCACGAAGGCCAAAAUCCGCCAUUUUUGGAGUACUGUCUGCCCUUGUGAAAGAUUCUAGACAAUUCAAACAACGUGAAAAGCGACUUUUGAAAGUUGUAACUGUAAAUUUAUCAUUAUACAAACAACUACAAUACUAAAAAGUUGUUUUUCGUGGUGCGGAGACUCUCGAACGUGGAAGAGGCAGUUCCCCGAAAGGCUAAUUGAACAGAAUGAAAUUGAAUGGUAUAGAAUAGAAAAUAUUAUGUAGGUAGCUUGUGGUGAUAUGAUUUUGGUGUAGAUGCGAUCAAGUUUAGAAUAGAUUCGAACAGGAUUGGAUGGAAUAGAAUGUUUUUGGAGGAGAUCGAAAUAAAAUGGAAUGUUUAACAAUAUUUAAAUGGAAUAUCGACUUUCUAGUGGAUCGCUGAAUGUUUACCAAGUGACAAAUGCAAAGGGUUAUCGAAAAGAAAGCAAGCUCAGAUUGUCUGACUCCCAGGGCUCGUGGAAGAAGGCGAGGAUGACUUUCCGAGCGUCACAGAAGUAUCACGUUAGUAAAACACAAUCUUUUCCGGUUUACUCUAUAAACGUCAGUUUUCACAGUGUAAUGAUCACACGGUUAUGAUUAAAGUAAUAAUUAAGGUAAUAAUUAAGGUUAUGAUGAUUAAGGUAAUGAUUAAGGUAAUAAUUUAAGUAACAAUUAAGGUAAUAAUUAAGGUAAUAAUUAAAGUAUUAAUUAAGGUAAUAAUUAAAGUAAUAAUUAAGGUAAUAAUUAUUAAAGUAAUAAUUAAGGUAAUAAUUAAAGUAAUGAUUAAGGAAUUAAUAAAGGUAAUAAUUUUGGUAAUAAUUAAGGUAAUAAUUAAAGUAAUAAUUAAGGUAAUAAUUAAGGUAAUAAUUAAAGUAAUAAUUAAGGUAAUAAUGAUCAAAGUAACAAUUAAGGUUUUGAUUAAUUUAAUGCAAUAAUUAAGGUAUUCAAAUGAUUAAGAUGAUAUAUAAUAAAAUGAUUAAGGUAAUGAUUAAAUUAAUGAUAUGGUAAGGCAGGUUAAUAAUUUGCUGUUUUUUAAAAUUAACCAACUUCAAGGAAGUAUAGGGAUUUUGAUUACAGUCUAAAGAUUUGAUGGUCACAAUGUUGUUGAAACAUGAGUAAACAAUAAAAAAUGUAUUGUUCUUUCAGCUCUUGCUUCGUGCAACUCCCAGCUCAGGAUCUGUCGACAUUGACAAUGUUCGAUUUUGCGAUACAUGCAAUUAAAAGGUAUAGUGCAAUCUGUUGAACG